Messenger RNA from Darwinula stevensoni, 1132 nucleotides. NCBI's taxonomy places the organism in Eukaryota, Metazoa, Arthropoda, Ostracoda, Podocopida, Darwinulidae. The record is from the annotation of a GenBank genome assembly.
CCCAAAACCGACCAGACUUUACCUGUAAUCAUUCGGAACAGUCCCACCGAAAGAGUUCGCGAAGCGACGCGGUUCGAGAUGGCGGAGUGGGCGACUCACGGGGCCCUCAUGAUCGCGGCGUGGCUGGGAUUCGCCGCGACCGGCGUCCUCCUCCCCACCUACUUCCGCGGCGACUUCCCGGGCAAGAAAAUCCUGAACAAGGACCUCUGGUUCGCGGGCCACUGGCUGUUGAUGAACCUCGCUCUCCUCUUCACCGUGAUCAGCUUCAUCGUCAUAUACAAUUACGAAGGAUGGAAGCAGGAAAAGAACAAUCACUCCGCGCUGGGUCUCUUCGUCUGCAUCCUCGCGUUCGUUCAGCCUCUGGCGGCGGCCUUCAGACCGGGACCGACGAGCGAGUGGAGGCCGGCCUUCAACUGGAUUCACUGGGCAGUGGGGAAUCUCAUCCUCUUCCUGGCGUAUUACAAUAGCUUCUUGGGUCUCGGCCGGGUGGGGAGCAGUCAGGGUAUUUACCUCUUGGGCUUCUUCGUCGUCUUCAACGUCUUUGUCCACUUCGCAAUACAGGUCCUCUAUUUCUUUCUGAGAAUACGGAAAAUCGUUGACGGCUGUUUUUGUCCACCGAUGAUUACUCUGUCCGGCGCCAUUCCCAUCAAUUACAGCCCCGAUUCCCCUUCACAGAAGCUCGAGAAAAACUUGGCAGCCGGUGAAGAGACGGACACGAACCGAGUGGCUCCCUCUGCGACGUUCAACCUCUCCGCCUUGAAGAACCAAGGGGGGAUUGGAGACCUGGCGAGAAAGGGCCUGCUGGUGUUGCACUUCAUCGUGGCGUGGGGAGUGGUGAUCGCUCUUGGCAUCAUCAUCACCAAGUGAAGGAGGAAUAUUCCCGCCUCAUGCCUCGCCUGCAGAUUCCUAUCGUUGGGCGCAGGGGGAACGCCUGUAGUACGUAAAGUCGGGGUUCGAGCACAGAUGACUCUACUCGAACAUUUUAUGAAUUAACCGUCUACUUUUAACGUCCUCAAUCAUCUCGCCGUGCUAUAAUAUUGUAUAUAAAACCAUUUGAUCAAUUUAUUAACUUAUAAAGUGAAUAAAUCAUGCCUGAACCCCCUCUUUAUACGUACUACUGACGUCAGCGAAU